Molecule: messenger RNA, 1360 nt
Organism: Periconia digitata
Lineage: Eukaryota; Fungi; Ascomycota; Dothideomycetes; Pleosporales; Periconiaceae
Source: the annotation of a GenBank genome assembly
AUGGCGGCAGCCGAGUACUACCUGGGCACUGCUGCCUCUGAGCAGAUGGGAAACCAGCAUUACCAACAGCAACCAGCACAUCCAUAUACUCAGCAGCAUCAACCAGUCCAGCAACCUCCACCACGACUUGAAAUCACAGGACCAGACGCUUCAACGUAUUCUUUAGCACCAGAGCAACACCAAAAUCAACAUCAACAACUACAAACUUAUCAACCCCGACCUCAACCUCCUCCUUACCCAGAAGAUCCAAUGUUCCCCCCAUAUCCCAACACCUCCUACGUCCCUCAACAGUCCUCCCACCACCCAUCCCAACAACAACCACCCCCAAACACCUACUUAGGACCUGCACCUCAUCCCGUCAGAAGCCACUCUCAACCACCCCGCGUCCGCUUCGAAGACGAUUCGGACUCGGGCUCAAGCGACGCCUCCUCAAAUCGCCACUCAGCCUCAUCCUCCAGCGAAGAAGCCCGCCGUCGCCACCACCGUAAACACCGUAAACACCGCUCCCACUCCCACACAGACCCGUCAUACUCCCACCACUCCCAUCGCUCACAUUCUCAUUCCCGCUCCCGCCGCCAUCACCGCGACGGUUCCCGCACCCGUGACGACGCCGAGUCCUCGGAUUUCUCCGCCCACGACUCUACAUCUGAAAUCCGACCACGCAGAUCAAGACAUCACCACCAUCGCUCCCCUUCUUCCUCAUCAACCCACCGCCACCACCGUCGUCAUCGUUCCGAACACGCUGAUGACGCUACGCGCGGGAGCUCGACUUCCGGCUCGCGGAAAGACCGCGAUACGUUCCUUGGCGCGGGCGCGGGUGGGUUAAUUGGAGAUGCGAUUUUCCCUGGAUUAGGGGCUGUAGGAGGGUUGUUGCUCGGUGGGUACGGAGGGAGGAAGCAUGGGGACAAAGAGAAGAAGAGGAGCAGGAGGCAUCAUGGGCGGAGUAGGAGCGAGAUUGGGGAUGUGAGGAGAACCAGGGAUAGCGGCGAAAGUGGGUGGGAUGAGGACAGUGCUACGUUCAAGAAGGGGACUGCUGUUAGGUAGGCGGCUUUUUUUUUUGUUUUGUUAUGGGGAAGAUGGGGGGUUUGCUGCUGAGAAGUGGUUAUCUUUGGUAGCUCAAGGUAUGAAUUCCUUGGGGAAUAUACUUUUGUAACCUGCAAGUUGUUGUUAGAUAACCUAGUAAUUACUUUCCGUGUGUUCUCUUCAUCAUUUGUUCUGUGAAUGUUGGAUGUGAGUGGAUUUUUGCUCUAUCGGAGAGAGUGAAAUACACAUAUCCAGAAAAAUGAGGAAUCAACAUUAGUCUACACCAAACUUGAUAUUCCCAAGUAGGGGAUAUCCGAGGCUCCUGAUCUGCGCUGUU